Carya illinoinensis is the source of this 852-nucleotide messenger RNA. RefSeq lists its product as uncharacterized. The coding region runs from base 1 to 852 and encodes 283 amino acids. The transcript has a single exon. The record is from RefSeq and is a predicted model, not a curated record. NCBI's taxonomy places the organism in Eukaryota, Viridiplantae, Streptophyta, Magnoliopsida, Fagales, Juglandaceae.
AUGGACAAAAGUUGGAUGAGUUUGGGUGAUAGACUUCUAUCACCUACUUAUGCUGAAGGGGUUAAUAGUUUCCUUACAAUGGCACGAACUCAUUCCAUGGGAAGUGAUCGCAUUCGGUGUCCGUGCCGUAUAUGCUGUAAUAACCUCUUCUUGCCUAUAUUUGAGGUGGAGUCGCACUUGUUCAUAAAAGGGAUAGAUCCAACUUACACUCAUUGGAUAUUUCAUGGGGAGGAGGAAACACUCCCCAUCGUUGACGAUGAUGUUGAUCCUGGAGUUGAAAGUGGAGACGUGUACAUUGAUGACAUGGACCGUAUGUUUAGUGACAUACGGGUAGCCACAUUCGGAGAUGCCCCUGAAGACAACACGACGUCACCAACUCACUCAGCAAUACCACAAUCCUCCCUAUCCACUACUUUCGACCAACUAUUAGAGGAUGCCCAACGUCCUCUUUUUUACGGUUGCACAAAAUUCUCAAAGCUCUCUUUCGUAGUGAAGUUGUUACAUAUUAAAACACUUGGUGGGUGGUCAAUCAAGUCUUUUGAUAUGCUUCUAAGCCUUUUGCGGUCAGCCUUUCCUAAUGCUGAAUUGCCACAAUCAUAUGAGGAGGCAAGGACAUUGGAGCGCGGUUUAGGUUUCACGUACCACAAAAUUCAUGCAUGCCCUAACGACUGUAUCUUAUUCUGGAAGGAAAAUGCUAAUCUUAAUGAGUGCCCUAUCUGUAAGGCUUCACGAUGGAUGCCAAAUACACAUGGCUCACGAGUGAUCCCUCAAAAAGUGCUUCGGCAUUUUCCUUUGAAGCCAAGAUUGCAGCGUCUGUUUGUGUCAAGCAAGAUAGCAGGUGAUAUGAGAUGA